Kwoniella botswanensis is the source of this 1536-nucleotide messenger RNA. RefSeq lists its product as uncharacterized. Gene Ontology annotation, molecular function: UDP-glucosyltransferase activity. The record is from RefSeq and is a predicted model, not a curated record. The transcript is spliced from 10 exons. The coding region runs from base 1 to 1536 and encodes 511 amino acids. NCBI's taxonomy places the organism in Eukaryota, Fungi, Basidiomycota, Tremellomycetes, Tremellales, Cryptococcaceae.
AUGACCCCACAUUCGGAGAAUACGAACAAAGCUAAACACUUUUUAUUCGUACCUCAUGGCCUAUGGGGUCAUUUGCGACCAGCGAUCAAUUUGAUUCCAAACCUCCUUGCUCGAUCUCCCAGAGCCCUAGUGACAAUUCUGAUUCCAGUGGCACAUUAUCAAUUGGCUUCUAAGGAAUUAUGGAAAUACGAUUUAGACAAACACGAUCAGGUGAAGGUCAUUUAUUAUGGGAUUAAGGAAGAUCAUGAGAAGAAGGAUCACGCGAAAACGGACUUGAAAGGGAUGAUGGGUUUUAUCAAUGAUAUUGUGAAGGUGAUAGAAGAUAAUUAUGAGAAGAUCGUAAAAUCCGAACCUAUAUACGAUGCUUAUAUCGGGAAAGAAGUGCCAACCCAUCCUAUACCCCCAGGUGUAGUCAUGAUCGAAGUGUCGACCACACCGUUCACUAUACCCUUGUGCGAGAAGAUCAAUGAACAGUUGGGGUUGAACGUUGAAAUGGCGGUCUGGACGCCUCUCAGUAGUAAUUAUGUUGCGUGGACCGUUUGCAUUCCUUCCGAAGGUCGAAGCUAUAGAGAUAGAGUUGAGAAGAUCUUCAAAGCUCCCGAGGAAGAUCGAACUGAAGCAUAUAACGAGCAACUCGGAGAGAACGAGGAGGUCAUCCAUGUAUUGGACAAUGCGCCCGUUCAUGUAUUUGAGGCACAACCUAAUCAACGCGACAACUUCAUGGAGAUCGCUCUUGGAUGUUUACCAGUUCUACCCAGGGUGACAAUGGUUCACUCAUGGCCGUCAUUUCUAGGCCAAGAAUAUAAAAAGGGCGCGGCUGCUCUGGGUAUCAAAGUACCUCAGAUCGGUCCACAAUUACCUAAGCCUUCAAAUCAUGGAACUGAGCUUGUUCAAGGUAAAUUGAAAGAGUUUCUUGAUAAGACUUUACAAGAAAGGGGUGAGAAUAGUGUCAUUUACAUUAGUUUCGGUACAUUGCUCUUCCCAGCCAACCUUGAACAGCUCUCGAUCCUACUGGACGUUCUCAUCUCCUUAGACAAGCGGUUCAUCUUGGCUUUAGGCCUAUCAUCGGAGGAGGCUCAGCUGAUGGCCAAGGAAAAGAUCGAUAAUUCCGAUGGUAAAGGAAUAUGGUUGAAUUGGGCACCACAAUAUCCCAUAUUGAAACACAAAGCCACGGGUUGGUUCUUAUCCCAUGGUGGAGCUAAUUCAACUAUGGAAGCUAUGAGAACUGGAACACCAUUAUUAUUCUGGCCAGCGGAUGCCGAUCAAGUAUGGAUCGCCAAUCAAUUUCCAAGAAUUCACAAAGCAGGAUACGAAUUCUUACAAAUUCGAAAUGGUCCCAAUAUCGGUCGAACCACUUAUACAGGUGUCAAAGUAAACGGCACAGAACAAGCUAUCAGAGAUGAGUUUACAGAAGUGUUUAGUAAGCUAGAUGAGGAUUUUGGGAAAGAGUUGAGAGAGGGAAUAAGGAUUUUAGGAGAGAGGAUGGAAAAUGACCCGUUCACUGAGGAGGAUUGGAAAGCUUUUGUUGAACUUUGA